Fragaria vesca subsp. vesca is the source of this 3165-nucleotide messenger RNA. RefSeq names its product TMV resistance protein N-like. The transcript is spliced from 5 exons. Gene Ontology annotation, molecular function: ADP binding. Gene Ontology annotation, biological process: defense response; signal transduction. The record is from RefSeq and is a predicted model, not a curated record. NCBI's taxonomy places the organism in Eukaryota, Viridiplantae, Streptophyta, Magnoliopsida, Rosales, Rosaceae. Bases 1 to 3165 code for a protein of 1054 amino acids.
AUGGCUUCAUCCUCCUCCUCCUCUUCCUCAGAGAAACGUUGGAGGUAUGAUGUAUUCUUGAGCUUCAGAGGCAAAGACACACGCAAGACCUUCACGGACCACCUCUAUAAGGCAUUAAACCAUGCCGGAGUCAACGCCUUCAUUGAUGACAACGAACUCAAAAGAGGGGAAAAGAUAACAGAGGAAUUGGUGCAGGCAAUCCGAGGGUCUAGGAUCUCUGUCAUAGUCUUCUCAGACAACUAUGGGGAUUCAAGUUGGUGCCUUGAGGAGCUGGUGCAGAUCAUGGAAUGUAAAAAAACACUGGGGCAAUUGGUUUUCCCCAUAUUUUAUCAUGUUAAUCCUUUUGAUGUCAGAUACCAGACUGGUAUGUUUGGUCCGGCAUUUGAGAAACAUGAAGCUAGAUAUGGUACCAGUACGGGUAAGGUAUCCAGGUGGAGAGCUGCUCUUCGGGGAGCUGCAAAUUUGUCUGGCUUUGAUAUCUUCUGCUUAAUUAACAGGUGGGAAGGACAUUUUAUCGGUAACAUUAUUGAUGAGAUCAGUAGCCGGCUGAACAACAUAUACUUGCAUGUAGCCGACUACCCAGUUGGAAUAGAUUCUCGUGUGGAAGAUAUUAGUACUUGUUUAAGUGUUGGAUCAGAUGAUGUUCGCAUGGUUGGAAUUUGGGGUAUGGGUGGAAUAGGUAAAACAUCACUUGCAAAAGCCAUUUAUAAUAAAUUUUUUCAUAGCUUUGAAAGUAAAAGUUUCCUUGCAAAUGUUAGGGAAACUGCAAAGGAUUCAAAUGGUCUGAUUACUUUGCAAGAAAGACUUCUAUCUGACAUUUUAAAACCUACCAAGAUAGAGAUAGGUAGUGUUCCCAGAGGGAUUAAUGUGAUAAAAGAGAGACUUGGAUUCAGAAAGGUACUUGUCAUUGUUGAUGAUGUGGAUCAUGUGGAACAAUUGACUGCAUUAGCUAUAAGGCAUUAUUCAUUUGGUCCAGGAAGUCGAAUUAUAAUAACAACUAGAGAUCGACAUUUGCUAGAGCGAAUAUUAGUGGAUAGAAUAUAUCUGACUCGAGAAAUGAAUGAUGAAGAAGCUUUUGAGCUCUUUAAUUGGCAUGCAUUUCAAAAUCAUGUUCCUGAUGCAGGAUUUUUGAAACUCUCGAAAAGUGUUGUUACUUACUGUGGAGGUUUACCGCUGGCUCUUGAAGUUUUGGGGUCUUUUCUCUUUAAAGGAAGCAAAAGAGAUUGGGAGAGCACCUUGGCGAAAUUGAAAAAAAUUCCUGAUGACCAAAUUCAGUGUAAGCUCAGAAUAAGUUUUGAUGCAAUUGAUGAGAAUCAGAAAGAAAUAUUCCUCCAUAUAUCUUGUUUCUUGAUUGGAAUGGACAGGAACUAUGUCACACAAAUCCUGCACGGCUGUGGUUAUUUUCCAGAGACAGGAAUACGUGUCCUCCUUCAACGUUGCCUUCUCACUGUUAGUGAAAAAAACAAGAUUAUGAUGCAUGAUUUGCUUCGAGAAAUGGGUAGAGAAGUUGUUCGUGCGGAGUCCCCAAAACGCCCUGAAAAACGUAGUAGAUUGUGGCGCCAAGAAGAUGUAAUAGAUGUUUUGACAGAAGAAUCUGGAACUGAAGAGAUUGAAGGACUAGCUUUAAAUUUGCAAAGAACUGACAAGAAAAGUUUUAGUUCAAAAGCAAUUACGAACAUGAGGAGAUUGAACUUGCUCAAACUCAACUAUGUACAGGUCACUGGUGACUAUUCCAAUCUUUCAAAGAAGUUAAUAUGGCUCUGCUGGCGUGGAUUCUCCCCAAAGUUCAUAGGAAAGGAGUUUCUUAACCAAAGAAACCUGGUUUUUAUGGACCUGCGGUACAGCAAUCUCAUAAAAUUUUGGGAGCACUCCAGACUGCUUGAGAAGUUAAAGAUUCUUAAUCUCAGUCAUUCACAUUACCUAUUAGAAUCACCAGACUUUUCGAAACUCCCAAAUCUUGAGUAUUUGAUUCUAAAAGACUGUGAUAGUUUGUCAGAGAUUCACCAGUCCAUUGGACAUCUUAAAAGACUUGCUUUGCUAAAUGUAAAAAACUGCAAAUUGCUGAGAGACCUUCCAAGUAGUUUUUAUAACUUGAAAUCUAUCAAAACUCUUGUUCUUUUUGGGUGUUCAAGAUUUCAGAACUUGGGUGAGGACAUUGGGAAGAUGAUAUCAUUGACAACUCUUCUUGUCCAUGGCACAGCCAUGAGUCAAGUGCCAUCCUCUGUAGGAAGAUUGCAGAACCUGAAUUAUCCAUCUAUGCAAGGCCUGAUUCGUGUGAAAUUACGCUUCCCAGAAGUGCCUAAAAAUUAUUUUCCUGCUCUACCACAAGGCUUUACCUCUUUAAUUUAUUUAAAUUUAGCGGGAAGCAGUAGCGGUCCUAGCCUUCCUAAACUCAGUGGUCUUUCCAAUCUUGAACAUCUACGUUUUAAUAUUAUGGCAAACCUUCCGGCCAGCAGAGAUUUACCAACCAAUUUGAAGGAGUUGGAAGUGGAUAACUGCACAGCACUAGAAGGAUGGUCUGCAAGUGGAGAUGGUGGCAUUUUUCUCCCUGAUAUUCCAAAGUGGUUUGCGUAUGUCAGGAAGAGUGAGCAAGUCUUUUUUCAAGUGCCUCAAAUUAUUGGUUGCAAUUUAGAGGCUUUUACUGUGUGCGUAAUUUUUUCUUCUUUGUUCAACGAGAACAUAUGUCCAAGUGGUAUCUCCAUUUUUGUUACAAACUACACCAAGCUCAUUAACUUUGCUGUCGGACCAGCUCCUCUCUCUGAAAUAACUUCAGAUGAAGUGGUUUGGCAAGUAAACCUGUCAAACAAUGAGUUCAAUUUGGAAGGUGGUGACUUUGUUGAGGUUGAAGCUAUAAUUGGAACUGGUUUCACUGUGAAGAACACAGGGGUCGGUCUAGUAUGGGAUCCAGAACAUAGAAAUGAAAAUAAGGAGUGUGAGCCUAUCCGAUAUGAGUGUGAGUCAUCACUUGGUCCUGCCUCCUCAUUUCAUCAUGAUGAGUGUGAGUCAUCACUCGGUCCUUACUCGUCUGAUGAGGACCGAUUUUCAGAAAGGGUAAGGCAGGAGCAACAGCCCUCGAGUCUGCAAAUACGCCAGCUCAAAAGUGGCUCAAGCUCACAAGCAAAACCCAAACUCAAACGUCGCCAUCCUUGCAGUUGUUGGUGGUAG